Messenger RNA from Limanda limanda (common dab), 10715 nucleotides. RefSeq names its product capicua transcriptional repressor a (gene cica). The transcript has 22 exons. The record is from RefSeq and is a predicted model, not a curated record. Lineage: Eukaryota; Metazoa; Chordata; Actinopteri; Pleuronectiformes; Pleuronectidae. Gene Ontology annotation, molecular function: RNA polymerase II transcription regulatory region sequence-specific DNA binding; DNA-binding transcription factor activity, RNA polymerase II-specific. Gene Ontology annotation, cellular component: nucleus. The coding region runs from base 344 to 7762 and encodes 2472 amino acids. Gene Ontology annotation, biological process: regulation of transcription by RNA polymerase II.
AACACACCGGAGUUUUCUCCUCCGGUGUUUUCAAGUUGCUUCGCCGGAGGAACGAUGACCGGACGCCGCCUGGCAGCUGCGGAGCGGCGGCCCCGGUGCCCGGUGUGACCCGGCGGACUCACCGGAGGGGAAGUAGAUCCUGGAGGGUCUCUGGAAUAAAGUGGACGAGUGGUCCCGAAGUCCAGAAACAAAGACGAGACGGGAUGCGAGAGAGGGGGGGGGGCUGUGCAGAGUCGGCAAAUAGAAACUAGGCAGAGCGAGAAGAGGAGCGCCAAGGAGGAGAUUCUCGGGGAAUAAAUAAAUAAAAAGACUUGUUUGGAGGAAAGACAAGCUAGAUGAAAAGAUGAAGCCGAUUAAGAAGCAGGGCCGCCGCUCGCCGCCCUCCACCCGGGCCAAGGGGGGCAAGCGCCGCGGAGCGGGGGAGGCCCCAGAAGGAGGAGAACGAGAGAGGAGAGACUCGGACGAGAACAGAGACAGAAGCAGAUCCCCACAAAACCAAACUCCCUCCACUUGUUUCUCUUCUAACUCGCACUCAGAGUCCUCUCAGGCCGAGCCAAUCAGAGAGCGGGACACGGCGGAGGGGGAGGGGCUUCACAGAGAGGGCGCGUCAGAGACGACGGCAUCGCUCGUCAUGGACUCGGAGAAAUCGCUGACACACUCGGACGAUCGGUCGGUGCGGUCGGCUGUGAGCGGCAGCAGCCACAGUGACAGUGGAGCUAGCAGCUGCAGUAACAGUAGCACGCCGACCGCCAACAACAGCCCAAACCCCGCCUCCAGCCGGAAAACGGCCACCUUCAAGGCCCGUGUUCCCAAGAAGAAGUACACCUCUGAACACUGUUUGUCUACGACUGCUAGUAACCAUAGCAACACUGCCUCCAGCACGCCUCCUCUUCUUCCUCUGAGCGGCGGCGUCCUGAACCACGGGUCCACGAGUUCAGGAAGUGACGUCAUCAUCGCGCACCACGAUGGCGUCGUUCACAGCAGGAGCCUGCUGGAGGACUUCCACAGCAGGACGACGGGAAGGGAGGGGUCUCUGGACGGCUCCCCGGGACCCCCCACUCUGACGCUGGGAGUGGAGAGGCCUACAGGAGGUGAAGGACUGAGAGAGGCGGAGCGGGUGUCGCCCCCCCUGCCGCGCUGCUCCUCCACAGACACCGCCAGCGAGCACUCGGCCGACCUUGAGGUGGCCGGCGACUCACACGCCCUCGCACAGAUGUCUGCACACGCAGCCUCCAGCCUCCCGGACGCUCUGUCAGACGCUCUGGCCAAAGGGCUGAAGAAUCAACGUGUCCUCGCUCGUCAGCUGCGGAGAAGAAGUGACGAGGAGGGAGGAGAGGAAAGGAGUUACGACGGGGGGAGUUCGGAGCUGGUGUUCCGGGCCGGGGUGGUCCGUAAGGUCAGUGGUGAAUUUGGGAGCCUGGAGGUGCAACUGAACGGGGAGAAGAUGAUGUGUCGGUAUCCCUAUCGGCAUGACAGCCCCCCAGGGGUGGUGGACAUUAUCCAAGAUGCCCCCCCGCCUGGUGUCCAUCCAAUUCCUAUCGGUACCCGCGUGUGCGUACCGUUUGGCAACGAGGAGGGCAGCGUCGGUCACUGGCAGUUGUACCGGGAAGGUGUGGUGACUCAGAUCGACACGCACCCUGCAGUGGCCAACCGGUACCGAGUCCUGCUGUCUGAGGGAAAACCUCACUCUGCGGAGGAGGAGGAGGACGGCAGAGCGGCAGCUGCUGCUACCCAGGCAGUGUGGGUCUCCCGGCUAACACUCCGUCUUCUGGUGCCGCCUUGGGACCUGGAUCUGCCAUCUGUAGGAGGACGAGAGGAAGAAGACAGGGUCAGAGAAAAGGACAGGGAGCGGGAGGACAGGGAGGAGGUGGACGUGGAGCAGGAAGUGUGCCGCCUGAGCCGAGGGAUGGCCCCAGGAGGGGGGCCAGUGCUGGGGAGAGGGAUUCCCUACCCGGGCAUGGUCCCUGUCUCAUCCACAUCAGGCCACGGUAUUGCCUCCCCAGUUACUCCAGCGUCAGUCCUCAGCCUGGCUCCUGGUCGAGAGUGGGAGAUUGAGAAUGACUUGGAGAGGGAGCGGGACCUCCAGAGAGCCCAUGAACGAGAGAUGGAGCGAGAGCGAGAGAGGGAGAAUCUAAAGCAGCAGCAGCACCAACAGCAGCAACAUCACCCAUACAUGCCACUGACCCCUGAAGAAGACAUGGAGGUGUCCCACUUCAACAUGGUCCCAAUGGGGGCCAUCAUAUCCGGGGCCAAAACGAUGGCGAUUCCCCAACACCGCCAUAUUGUUUCCAAGCCCCCGCCUGGCUACCUCAACCCCCACCUGUCUGUGGUGCGCGGCAUCGGGAUCCCCUCCGCCCACCUAGCCUUGAACCCCCACCCUACUCCUUCACCUAUCCUGUUAGGCCUUGAUCCAGCAGGAGCAGGAGCUAUCAUCACCACCCCCCAGCUCCCUCCUCUUCCUCCCAUCUCCUCUUCCACUGCAUCCUCCUCCAGAGGAGAGAAAGCCUCAGGAGGAGGCUCCAACAGUGGAGCAGCAGGUGGUGGAUCUGGAUCAGGUUCGACUUCCUCCUCCUCUUCACGGUCCCGCACCCCACUAACAGCCGCCCAGCAGAAGUACAAGAAGGGAGAUGUGGUGUGCACGCCAACAGGCAUCCGUAAGAAGUUCAAUGGGAAGCAGUGGAGGAGACUGUGCUCUCGGGAGGGCUGCUCCAAAGAGUCUCAGCGCAGAGGGUACUGCUCCAGACACCUGUCCAUGAGGACCAAGGAGAUGGAGGCCAGUGGAGGUGGCCGGGAGAGGGGUGGAGCCAGCAGCACCGGGACUCUGACGCCAUCCGACCUCCGUCUUGGUGGUGGGAGAGCCAGCUCAGAGUUCGACUGGGACGAGACAUCACGGGAGAGCAGUGAGGCCAGCAGCCGCGGAGGAGACUCACGUCCCCGACUCGUCCUUCCUUCUCUGCUUCCUCAGGACCUCUCUCGUUUCGACUUCGACGAGUGUGAGGCAGCGAGCAUGCUGGUCUCCCUCGGGAGCUCCCGCUCAGGCACUCCCUCCUUCUCUCCCAUCUCCAACCAGUCGCCCUUCUCCCCUACCCCGUCGCCCUCACCCUCUCCGCUCUUCGGCUUUCGUCCUGCCAAUUUCAGCCCCAUCACCGCCCCUUCCUCACUCACCCCACGCCGCCAUCGCCAGCUCAGCGGCACCAAGAUGGGCACGCCGGGUGCCGAGCGAGAGCGCCACCUGUCGGGGAUCGUGCCCACGUUUCAGACCAACCUCACCUUCACAGUCCCCAUGAGCCCCAGCAAAAGAAAGCUCGACAGUCACCCGCCCCCUCCGCUGCCGACAGUCCAAGACUACCAGACCAAACCGGAGCACCAUCAGCUGGUGGGGAUCGCCGGAGGAAUGGUGGAGCCGCUGCUGGGCCUCAGCCCGGCCGCCUUCAGGGUCCUCUCCCCACUGAGUCAGCCCACAACCCCCUCCUCACUCUCCUUCCCCCGGUCCCGCAGCGCCACCAGCAGACCCCCAUCCUCCGCCGCCUCCACCCCUCCGCCCAUGCUGGUCUCGCCCACCCCUCCCUCCCCACUGCCCCAGGAGCCGUCACCACGCCGCAUCGUUCCCCUUCGUGAUUCCCCGGUCAUCGUCCGCAACCCCGACGUCCCCUUGGCCAAGUUCUCCGACGGCCCGUUAGGAAGGAGAGAGAGAAGCACGUCAAGGGAGCACAGCCAGCCCCAACACACCGGCCCCCCCGGCCUGCAGGCGCCGGUUCCCAUCAACGGGGCCACCACCAACGGGGCGGUUCUCCUGCGCAGCCCCACACUCGUCCUGGUCACCUCCAGCUCGUCCCUGACUCCCGCCACAGUCGGCCACACGUCCCUCUCCAGCCCCUCCACCCCCGGUUCAAUGUCCACCUCACUGGGCUCGGUCCUGUCCUCCUCCGGCUCUGGAGGCAGGGAGAGGGAGAGGAAACCCGAGGGACACCAGGACCCCUCCGGGGGGCCGAUGCCACAGCCGGUGGCCUGUCACCCCACGCCCACCGCCCUGCUGCCACUCAUACUGCCGGCCGAGUCGCCUCACCCGGCUCCACGCAAGCAGAUCAUCAUGGGACGCCCGGGGACCGUCUGGACCAACGUGGAGCCUCGGUCGGUGCCAGUGUUCCCCUGGCAUUCGCUCGUCCCUUUCCUGGAGCCCAGCCAAUCAGGAGCGGCCGCCCAGCCCGCCGACGGCCAGCAGCUUGUCAAUCAGAGCAAAGAGCCUCGUUGUGCCGUCGCCCUGGUGAGUGACGGACGGGCCGGCCCCCCGGUCCUGGAGAGGGGAUCUCCGUCACGCCCUCCGCCGACCAAUGACAAUCCUCCUACAGAGAGAGGCGGGGCUGACAGCGAGACGGAGAGUGACACCGAUGACCCGUUCUCCCCGGGUGUGGCCAACGAUGCAGCGCCCUCCUCUGGCCCCAUGAAGAGACGCACGCAGUCCCUCAGCGCCCUGCCCAAGGACGCAGACAGGAAGAGGGAGAAGGACCACAUCCGCCGCCCCAUGAACGCCUUCAUGAUCUUCAGUAAACGCCACCGGGCCCUGGUGCACCAGCGACAUCCCAACCAGGACAACCGGACGGUCAGCAAGAUCCUGGGGGAGUGGUGGUACGCGCUGGGGCCCAAUGAGAAGCAGCAGUACCACGACCUGGCCUUCCAGGUGAAGGAGGCGCACUUCAGAGCUCAUCCGGACUGGAAGUGGUGCAACAAGGACCGCAGGAAGUCCCUGUCCGAGGGCCGCGGCGCGCCCAAGGAGCCGCGGGAGAGAAGCAUGUCUGAGAGCUUAGAUCCGCUCUCCGAGUCCCAGGCGGUGGAGGGGAAGGGAGUCGGCCCGGGCUGGCCGGGGGGGUCGGAGCGUCGAGGGGGGCUGUUCACGGGGCAACCCCCCCGUCCCAGGGCCUUUUCCCAGAGCGCCGUGCACACCCUGGAGCAGAGCGAGGGAGACCUGGAGAAGGAGGACGGAGCGAGUUUGUUUCACGGCCGACGCCCACCUGCGUCCCUGUACCACAGCAGAGUCAGCGAGGACAUGACCAGCGAUGAAGAGCGCAUGGUCAUCUGCGAGGAAGAGGGGGACGAUGAUGUCAUGGAGGAUUCAUGCGCCGAAGGCUCCAUCGACCUGAAGUGUAAAGAGAGAGUCACAGACAGUGAUGAAGACGAGCCGGACGGACAGCAUGGCUUCCAGCCAGUGUCCCGCUCCUCUCCCCCCUCCUCCUCUCCCUCCAUCCCCCCAACCGACUCCACCUCCUCCAAAGGGGGCGGAGCAGGAGGCGCUGACGACGGGUCUGACAGGAAGCGAAAGAGAGGCACAGACGGAGGAGAGGAGGGGAGCGAGGGAGGAACCAAGAGAGAGGAAACAGCAGCCGGUGAAGGAGGAGGAGCUUCCUCUCUGUCCAUCAGCACCCACCCCCCCGUCACUGCGGCCCAGCAGGGGGGGGCCCAGGUCUUCGGGACCGUGCGCAUUGCUCCCCCGGUGGUGACCAACGUGGUACGACCCAUCGCCAGCACGCCAGUGGAAGGAGCCAUCUCCCUCAGCGCCCUCCCCCAAGACAAGAAAGCCACUCCCCUUAUCGGAGGAGGCGGAGCUCAGCAGCUGCCAAUCACCGCAGGGGGUGGGUACCUGUCCUCCUCCCCCCCUCCCGGUCCCGUCAGUAACACGCCUGUAGGGGGCAGCGGCCUGGUCACUAGCAUAGUUCUGGGCGGGUCGUUUCCUGCCGCCCACCCAGUGCAGGUCGUCACCCCACACCCCCCACAGACCCCCCUCCCUGUCCUCCAGCCCCAGGUCCAGUUCCUCCUGCCCACCGAGAACUCUUCCCCCCCUCAACUCACCCAGCAGCAGAUCCUCUCCCUGUCCACCAACGGCGCCCUGGCCAAUGGCGUGCACUCAGGGGGAGGAGUCAGAGUCGGCCCCGGGAUCAGAGUCCAAACUCAGUCACCGGGCCUGCAGAGCAAGAUGUUGGUUCCCAUGGAAACAGUGAGAAGAGGGUCUACUCCUCCUCAUCCUCCCACCGUCUCCCUGGUGGCUCCGCCUCUUCCUGUGCAGAACGGCUCCGCGACAGGAAACAAGAUCAUCCAGAUUGCUCCCAUGCCGGUGGUCCAGACCAGCGUUCACCCCAGUGGUGCAGCAGCAGUGCAUCCUGGGAACAACUUUCCUGUAACCAUGGCAUCGGUGGUGGCUCCUGGAGCGGCGUCCCCACAGACCGUCCUCCUGACCUCCCCCCCCACCAGGAUCACGUAUGUCCAGUCUGGACCAGGAGUCACCACGGCGACGCCCCAACAGGCCACGCCCUCUCCAGGCCCUGCGUACCUGCCGUCACCUUUAGCGACUCUGGGCUUCGCCGCCAUCGCACCCGGCAGCCAAACCCUGGUUCAGCCAAUCGUUGGUCAGCCGCCUCUGCUGGCUCCGGCCCCGCCCCUGACCUGUCAGCCACAGAUCCCCCCCGGCCCGACCACGCCAGCCGCUGGUCGUCAGGUUCUCACUGCCAUCUACCCUGCACCCACCGUCGCCCUGGCCGCCGGCGUGGUCUCUGUGACCGCCGUGCUGCCGACACUGGGAGCGUCCGCGGCACAGGAGGUCACAAGCCCCGCCUCACCAUCGGCAACAGGGGCGUCGACUACCCCUCAGCCAAGCGUGGGAGUGGAGGUGGAGCUGAAGGUGGAGGUGAAGAGGGAGAGUCCUCUGGAUCCUCAGAUGGAGGAGGGGGGGCAGGCGAUGUCAGUGGCCUCCUGUAUGAGCCGUGAAGUAACAGUGAAAAAAGAGGAGGACAUCGAAGGUCUCUACAUCAAAGAAGAAAUAGUGAGAGACGACAGACGAGGCGAGGCGGAGGAGGAGGAGCACGAGAGAGGGAUGAAGGAGAGCGGUGAGAAGAGGAGAGGCCAUGAGACAGACAGGGAGGACCACAGCCUGGGCAGCAGCAGCAAAGAGGUUGGGCCUCGUACUCCUCCUCCACUUCCCUUAGGUCUGGACCCCCCUCCCCCUCCAGCUGCAGAACGAGACCCCCCCUCCUCCUCCAAGAAGACCAAGUUCCGACCCCCGCCGCUCAAGAAGACACCCGACUCUCUGGAGAAGGUCCUGUCGGAGACGUACUUCGAGGAGCGAUUCGCUGAACUUCCAGAGUUUAAUCCCGAGGAGGUUCUUCCCUCGCCCACCCUGCAGAGCCUGGCCACCUCGCCCAGAGCCAUCCUGGGGAGCUACCGCAGGAAGAGACGCAACUCCACCGAUCUGGAGCCGGCAGCAGAGGAACCCUGCUCGCCGCGGAGGAAGACUCGCCGUCUGUCCAGCUGCAGCUCGGAGCCCAACACGCCGAAGAGCGCCGCCAAGUGUGAGGGAGAGAUCUUCACCUUCGACAGAGCAGGCACGGAGGGAGAGGAUCUUCUUGGAGACUUUGAGCGGGUUCCCUACUCGUCUCUGCGCAGGACUCUGGAUCAGCGGCGAGCUCUGGUCAUGCAGCUGUUUAAGGAACAUGGCUUCUUUCCAUCAGCUCAGGCCACCGCUGCCUUCCAGGCGCGCUACUCCGACACGUUCCCCACCAAGGUGUGUCUGCAGCUGAAGAUCCGCGAGGUGCGUCAGAAGAUCAUGCAGACGGCCACGCCCGGGUCCUUCGAGCUCGGGGGGGCGGCCGACGUCUACCCGCCCGUCCCGUCCCACAGCUCCUCUUUCAAUCAAUCAGCCCGGGAGGAGGGAGGGGCGGAGCAGCAGGGAGACCGGAGCCGGAGCCCCGAGGAGCCGAAAAGCGAAGGAUCAUAAGCUGGAGAGAGGAUGACAAAGAGGAAAAAUCAAGGAGGAGAAGAAGAGAGAGAGAGAGAGAGAGAAGUGUGUCAUCCCCACAGAAUGUUGUUGGAAGUGUUGAACCAGUACUAAGGAGGACUCCAGCAGGACCUGUUCUACUGGCACUAAGCUCCACCAGACCUGGGCAGAUUGAAUAUGGACUCAAAGAUUCAAACUCCUCAAGGUGCGCUUGAUUCAUCAGACAAAACAAGCCUCAAGAAAACGGACGAGUCGACUUCUGCUCGUUGAGAGUUUUUCCCCCGAAGUAUCCAGAGUAUUUUCACUCAACACUUUGCCCAGGUCUGAUCUCUGCACAUUUGUACAGUAGUUUGACACAAACUCUGUGGUACACACUCUCUAUCUCUCUGGCACACACAAACCCUGAUAAUCUCCAGCAUACACACACACACACACACACACACACACAUCCUUACCAAAUCAGACUGUUACUCUUGGUCAGCGAUCCCCAGGAGCCGCCACCAAGGACCAUGACACACAAAGGCACUUUGUCAUUUCUCGUGCAGAUGCAGUUUGCUGCUGCCAGCCAGCCAGCCAGCCCUCAGAUGCCAUUGACUCCUCCUCCUUCUCGCCCGUCCACUCCUCAGCACAGUGGUCGGGACGCAAACACAACCCCAACGACCUCCACUGGGAUUCCACAGCCCCUCGAUGCUGCAGGACAGACAGCGCACACGUACACACACACCACACACACACACACACACACACACACACACACACGGACACAUCUGUGCAGCGUAAGCACUCGUACACAGACGUAGUCAACCCUGGUCUGACCAAGCCAUCGGCCUGCACAGUUUUUAGUGAUUGUAGUGAGAAGAGAAACUGAAAGCAUGACAUCUGUCCGCUCCUGUAAAACAACGAGAAGGCAGGAGCCGGGAUGACGUGUGACCAAUCUUUGCACCUUCAGUUAUUGCCAUUUUGAAAAGACUGAGUCCUCAUUGGCGGGAGCUGAUUAUUAUAUGUCUGUAUAUCUGUUGGGGGUCCCCUCCCCCCAAAAAACCAUAAAGAGAUUAUGUAAAGAGACUAUUGGUUGUGAGGCUUUGAAGAUUCAACGUUAAGUUCGACACUGACGGCUCCGGACCGAGCGCCGAGGAAACGCAGAAGAAGAAGAAGACGACUGGAUGACGUUCAUUGGACGAAAGAUUCCAGCAAGAGGACGACAGAUACUAGUAAUAAUCGUGAAUAAGGACAACAACAACAACAACAACAACAAGACAAGCGUACCAACAGAGAGAACAAGAAGAAUUUUAACCAAACUUCUCUGAAUCUCCCAGUGGAUAAUAUGAUGUUGCUUUCUCUCGUUAUUGUUGCCGUGGAAAUAACCCGUUUUACCGUGGCCUGUUUUUCUCUCGUGGCUCUCUCGUGUUUCUUCUCCAGCAUAAAAGACAAAUCGUACAAAAAAAAGAAACUCUGGACAAAGAAGGGGACAGAAUCAGUGUGUUGGCCCCUCGACUUUUAAUCGUACCUGGGGUGGUUCUCCCCCCCCUCCCCUCCCUCCCCCUCGCCCGGCCCCACGAUUUCUCACCAGACAUAGAAGUGGGUGAGGGGGGGGGCAGGGGGGGCGUUUGUCGUUUUGUAAAACGUUGAAAUCAGGUGUUUGCACAAUUUGUGCGGCCCUUCUCGUCUGGGACCGCCGUAAGUUAAAUCAGGAAAGUAUUGUUUUUAGAGAUUGUUUUAGUAGAAAAAAAAAUAAUAACCUUGUUCCGUAUGUUAUCAACAUCCCUCUGACCCCCCCCCCACUCCCUCCUCCCCCCCCUCAAGUGUUGGUAGAAAGUGCCCUUAAGCACUGGUCCCGGGUCAAGCGCUAUGUAGCUCAGGAUGGUUCUGGUUAGGGUUAGUUCAGGGAAAGCAGAUCCUAGACCAGCCCUGGAGGGCAGUCUCUGGAGCCCUCCCCCUCCUCCCCCCUCUUCUCGACACUUUAUCCUUUCCCAUCAAAUGGUGCAAUAGGACAUUUUAUUUUUUUCUUGGAAAUGGGUGGGUUACUCUGUUUGUUUGUUUUUUUUUUGGGGGGGGGGGGGGGGAGGCUCUGUGCCAUAGAUAUUAAAUCCAGUGCAGUCAGUCAGUGAGAGGAAUGAGCUGUUGUGAUACUAUCUUUAACUAUGGUAUAAAAGAAAAACAAAAAAGAAUCACACGAUUAUUGUUAUUGUUGAAGAGAUAGAGAGUAUAACUUACUAAAAGUCAAAGACAAUUUUUGAAUAGCACUUUUUGGCUCUUUGCUUCCUCAGUGAAGAGUGGGGGUAGUUAUUAUUAUGGGUAUCUCUUUCAUUUCUCUGUAUACAGUUGGAUGUGUGAAAAAAAUAUAUAUACCGGUAUUUCUAUAAAUGUGCAUUUAGGUCUGUGUUUGGGUGUGUGUGUAUGUUUUGGCACAUGCAGGUAGCGUGUUAACACAAUCAACCUUUUUUCGUUCACCACACAGCAACAUUAUCAAUAGUAUAUUUUUCAUUGUAUUCUACAUUCUAUAUUCUACUCUAGAGACAGUAUUUUUAUAGUCACCACGACUAUUUUGUCCGUCAUCUUGACUGUUAUCAAACCCAGUUGAUUCAGGAUAUAUAUGAAAUAUAUAUUCAGGAUAGAAAAUAUAUAAAUAUAUAUAUAUAUAUAAACAAAAUACAGGUAAUAGAAGACUAUCAACUCACAUCUCUUAGGAGUUAGGGCUGUAAAGUGUCCAUCUGCAUGCAUGUGCAAUUACAUGCACGCGCGCACGCACCCACACAGACAUAUGUGCAUACACACACAUGUAUGCGUGUACAAUGUAUGAUUGUGCUUAAAAAUAAACUGUCCUUACUUUGGAGAAGGAAUUUUAGGAUGAGCGAGGUGAGUGUUAUCUCAUAAGCAGGCAUGUUGACCAUGUGCAAUAUUUCUAAACAACAAAAAAAAACUAAAUAUUGAAAAUAUUAAAGAUCUAACACAA